GAAAAAAUAAAAUUAUAUGGCCAAGACUAAAUUUUAAAAGAGUCAUAAACUGGCGUAGCCUCAGGCAGUUUUGUCCAUUAACGUUCGGAAAUGCAAUAAUUGAUAAUAAAAUAAAGUGAAUCAAUAUAACUAAUAGCUGAUUGCUAAGAUCACUCAAACAAAUCAACGUUAAUGUUAAAUACAAGAAAAUGUUAUGGAUUGAUUGUUUCAAUUUAUUACUAAAGUCACUUAAACAUUUUAACGCUAACAUAACAGGAAAAAGUUUUAAACAAUUGAUACGAUUUAUUAGUUAAAGUAAUUCCAACAUCUGCAGACUGCUAACAAAGAUGAUAAUUGAAAGGAAUAAUUCUUACAAUUUAUUACUAAAGUCACUUGAACAUUCGAAUGCAUGUGACAAAAGUUUAAAGUGGUUCAAUUGUUUCUUUUAUUAUAUUUCAUUUAUAGCUUUACUGUCUUUUACAUUCGAUAAAGCAAAGUAUAAUGUACAUCUCAUAAACAAGCAAUUCUUCUAUUGUUUGUUCUAGAAUAUGAAACAGCGCAGAAAUGACUCCUCCUAAUUCCCUUUAUAAAGCAAAGCGAAAACCAAAAGUUUGUCAGUCUUGAUUUUGUUCUCAUCCUUGUGAUUCCCUUCAAGUUACCUUUGUGCCUUUUGUGUUUUCCCCAACCAUCCUCAACGUUUAGUUUUGUGUCUCUCCCCUUUCUUUGUGUCUCUCUCUUUACUUGUGUGUCUCUCUCUCUUUACUUGUGUCUCUCUCUCUCUUUACUUGUGUCUCUCUCUUUAUUUGUGUCUCUCUCUCUUUACUUGUGUCUCUCUCUCUUUACUUGUGCCUCUCUCUUUCCUUGUGAUUAACCUCUCUUGCUCUUUCCACCCUGUGAUUUCUAUCUGCUUCGGUUACUUUCAGUGUUAAUCACAGCCUUUAUUUUUGGAUUCCAUUUUAUACAGUUAUCGUUCAUAGUAAUGGCUCACAAAUUUACUUAUCCAUCAAAUUAUGAUGAACUUUUACUUGACGCUCAUCUAGCUAACCGAGAAGAUGACGAAAUUUGUGCCAACAUAGAGCUUCCAGAGGAUAUUCUUAUGAUAGACGAUGAAGCUGAUCAGCUCUGCCGUGAGGCUGAAUACCGCCCUCUUUCGGAUAUUCAUGCAUCAUCGCCAAGUGAAAGAACAACUCCAGAUUUAGUUAUCGACGAAAUUAUCUAUCCUGAUCCUGAAUCCUUAACAGAAACACCGAUUGCUCUUGACAGUUACUCUCUUGAUGAUUCACGCACCAUAACCAUAUCAGCACCAUCUUCACCAUGUUUCUCCAUAAAUUCACAAGAAAGUGAUGCUGAAAAUCAAAUUGGAUUUGGUAUAGAACCUGAAAUCGAAUUCGAAGUGGUAAGUGAUAGUGGUUGGAAAACCAACUCACGGUUUCACACAUUAACUAAGCUACUCAAAGUACAAAUAGGCAAUGCUACAUCAGUACAGCGUUUAGAUUUCUUGAACAUUUCAGACGCAAUAAAUGCUGCUUAUGAACGGUUCAUACAGCUCCACAUUGCUGAAGCUGCACCAGCGGACAUUGUUAAUUUAACCUUUUCUAAUCCUAGAGAUGGUCGUCAACUUUACAUUAACUUCAGAGCUUCAAAUUUCGAUAAAACAGAAUUUCUAGCUAGAGCGGAAAAACUCGCUCAAUCUAGCGGUGCAUUUUUAGAUGGUAAAGCAUUAGAAAUCAUGAUGAAAAUUAUGAAAAACGUGUCAGGAUCUGGACGAAGGUUAUCACAGUUAUUACCUCCAGAUAAUCUUUCAACAAAACGUCGCUCAACUGUAUGUAUUAAGAACAAAGACGAGUUUUGUGGAUAUUACGCUCUAGCAGUUGGUAAAUUCUUAGCAGAUAUGCAUAAGGGGCAAAGUGCUCAAUGGUCUGCGCUGAUUCGUUAUAAUAAACACCAGAAAUUGUUAGCCGCACAGCUUUUCAGUGAGCUAUCUAUAGAUAUCGACAAAGCUGUUAAUAUGGACAAAAUCAGCGAAAUUCAACAGAAAUUACCAUCAUAUCAAAUCAUUGUUGUUGAUUCAAGGACAAAACUGCCACUUUUCAAAGGACCAGAUGCUGUUAAAAAGAUUAUCCUCGAAAAUCUGGCUGAUCAUUAUAAUUUAAUCACCAAUAUCAAAGGAUAUAUGCAGUAUGAAGCAUUUUGUGUUAGAUGUUGGAUAAAACAUAGGCUGAAUCAACAUUUCUGCUUCGACUCAUGUGCUCAAUGUAAUAGCAAUCCUCCAUGUUUUGAGUCAGAACCUCUUAGUUGCAUCCGUUGCAAACUUGAGUUCAAAAACAAUGUUUGUUAUGAAAAUCAUCUUCUGAAAAAGAUAUGUAUGGCAAAGAUCAAAUGUUCAAAGUGUUGGAUAAUUCAUGGUACCAAAGAUCCUCAUAUUUGUGAUGUUUAUCACUGCGAAAAAUGUGAAGAUACUUACACAGUCACACCGCAUUAUUGUUAUCUUACACCUCUGGACCUCAAAAAGCUAUUAGAACAAGAUGAAGCUUAUUCUGUCCUAAUAUUUUACGAUAUCGAAGCCAGCCAAGAACCUGAUGAUACUCCAAGCUUCCACUCUCCAAAUUUACUCAUAUGUAAUACAUUAUGCACUUUUUGUUUUGAUUUAGAAACAUACAAAAAAAGGACUGAGAAAUGUGAUAUUUGUGGAAUAGGGUAUCAAAUCUUCAAAGGAUCUGAGUGUGUUAAAAAUUUCUGCAGUUAUCUCUACGAGGAAGCAGCUCAAAAAGCGAGAAAAAGAUCAGCAACUGUGACUGUUAUUGCACAUAACCAAAAAGGAUAUGAUGGCCAUUUCUUGAUUCAGGACUUUUACUCUCGAAACUUCCAAGCGAUUCCUGAAAUAAUAAUGCAGGGGUCCAAGCUUGUUUACAUCAAGGUUGAAAAUUUACGUUUUGUUGAUUCACUUUCAUUACUACAACAGCCGCUUUCUUCUCUCUGCAAGUCAUUUAACAUAUCAGAAAUGAAAAAAGGAUUCUUUCCUCAUUAUUUCAACACAAAGGCAAACCAAAACUACAAAGGAACAUUACCUGCGAUAGAGUUUUACGGGUUUGAUGAUAUGAAACCAAUCAUGCAAAAAGAAUUCAAAACUUGGUACUUGGCUCAGCAAAACGAAGACUACGUUUUUGAUAUGCAGACAGAAAUUGUACAGUACUGUAGGUCUGAUGUGGAUAUAUUGACGACGGCAAUGAUGAAAUUCAUUACGCUUUUCAAGCAAAUAACAGACCUUAACCCCAUAAAAAGAAGAUUUACCUUGGCUUCUGUAGCAAUGGAAAUUCUUCGGGCGAAGCUUCUCCCUCCGAAACUGCUUGCGAUAAGUCCGAUUGAUGGUUAUUGUUCCAGAUUACAAUCAAUCUCAGCAGCUGUUUGGUUAGACUACCAACAAAAUAUUUUAGGUAACCAAUUCAUAAUUCAGAGGGAAUUUAAAAUUGGACCGUUCUAUGCUGAUGGGUUCGUCAAAGAACAAAACCGCGUUUAUGAAUUUUACGGAUGUUUUUUCCAUGGUUGCCCCGAUUGUUAUCCUGAUGAUGGUAUCAAUACUCUUCUGAGUGAACCAACAACAUAUUCAGAACUAUUCAAACGUCUUCAAAACAAACGAUCAUAUUAUAACCAGAGAGGAUUCAACUUGACCGAGAUAUGGGAACAUGACUUCAACAAAAUUAGAAAAGAGGAGUACAUAUCUACUAGAAUUAAACAUCGAUAUGAGAUAAAAGAAACCGGAUCAAUAAAUAUCAAAGAAAGUUUCUUCGGUGGAGAACAAAUAACAUCAAAUUUUAUCAUGAAUGUUUACCAAACGAAAAAAUCCGUUAUCUAG
This is a messenger RNA of Panonychus citri (citrus red mite), 3832 nucleotides long. RefSeq lists its product as uncharacterized. The coding region runs from base 959 to 3832 and encodes 957 amino acids. Gene Ontology annotation, biological process: DNA replication. Gene Ontology annotation, molecular function: DNA binding; nucleotide binding; DNA-directed DNA polymerase activity. The transcript is spliced from 2 exons. The record is from RefSeq and is a predicted model, not a curated record. Lineage: Eukaryota; Metazoa; Arthropoda; Arachnida; Trombidiformes; Tetranychidae.